Molecule: messenger RNA, 825 nt
Organism: Drosophila teissieri
Lineage: Eukaryota; Metazoa; Arthropoda; Insecta; Diptera; Drosophilidae
Exons: 4
Coding region: 22-681 (219 amino acids)
Source: RefSeq, a predicted model, not a curated record
AUUACUCUAUAAACUACAGCCAUGGGAUCAAGGCUCUAUCCCGCUGGCAUCCUCAUCCUCCAUUGCCUGCUGAUGCUCCUCGUCCAUGUGGACGGCAAAGCUAACCAGAACCACUCGGAGAAUGACAGACAGCGUCACCUACGACCACACAAUCUGCACAGACCUCCAUACGAGGGUUACGAUUGGCACAAGCACUAUAGCCGAGAUACGGAACCAAAGGCGGCAGCUCCAAAUGAAAAGGAGCCUCCCAAACCCAGAUCGGGUCAUUUGAAACAGAAGGAACGAGCAGCUAAGGGUAGUUCGCACUGGAUGAGGGUUCAUAGCGUCUACCAGAAAGAAAAGGCAGAGCUGGAGGAAUGGGCUCGACUGAAGAAUGUAACUGAUCAGGAACUGAAGAUAUUCUUUGACGGGGAAAUUUCUACUACAGACAAGUAUAAAUUAUUUCAGAACAUUCUAACCGUUGUUAAGAUCCUGAAAGCGGUGAAAAAAAAGGGAUCUGUAACCGAAAAUGAGAAAACAAUGCUAACUCCGGAACUGAAACCAUUGAUUUUAAAAUUCGGCCGCAUGUUUGAAAAGGAAAUUAUCAAAAACUCCAAGACCUUCCAAGCCUUGAAGAUGGUUGUAGAGGAGGUUAAAAAAAAGGACAACAAACAUAAAAGAUCCCAAAAUCGUCAUCACUAAGUGGCAAAUAAAUUGGCUAUGCCUGCUUCAUUUUUCAGUCCUAAACUAGCAGCUAUAACGUAAAGUUUGUAAUUAACAUACAACAUGGUCUAUUAAUAAAUCGAUCUUUAAGGCUGCACCUGAAGGUUGGUUUCCUUACAGAAA